Molecule: messenger RNA, 1462 nt
Organism: Eptesicus fuscus (big brown bat)
Lineage: Eukaryota; Metazoa; Chordata; Mammalia; Chiroptera; Vespertilionidae
Product: class I histocompatibility antigen, Gogo-B*0102 alpha chain-like
Exons: 8
Coding region: 60-1160 (366 amino acids)
Biological process (GO): immune response; positive regulation of T cell mediated cytotoxicity; antigen processing and presentation of endogenous peptide antigen via MHC class Ib
Cellular component (GO): external side of plasma membrane
Molecular function (GO): peptide antigen binding; signaling receptor binding
Source: RefSeq, a predicted model, not a curated record
UCCCGGUUGUAACUCCUCCGCGGAAGCGCCCGGACUCAGAAGGUCCCCCGACGCCGAGGAUGCGGGUCAUGCGGCCCCCCACCCUCCUCCUGCUGCUCUCGGGGGCGCUGGUCCUGACCCCCAGCCGGGCCGGCCCCCACUCCCUGAGCUAUUUCGACACCAUCUGGUCCCGGCCCGGCCGCGGGGAGCCCCGGUACCUCUCCGUCGGCUACGUGGACGACACGCAGUUCGUGCGGUUCGACAGCGACGCGGCGAGUGGGAGGAUGGAGCCGCGGGCGCCGUGGAUGCAGCAGCCGUGGGUGGAGCGGGAGGACCCGGGGUACUGGGACCGGAACACGCUGAGGGCCAAGGGAACCGAACAGACCCUCCGAGGGAACCUGCAGACCGCCCUCGGCUACUACAACCAGAGCGAGGACGGGUCUCACACCUUCCAGGAGAUGUAUGGCUGCGACAUGGGACCCGACGGCCGCCUCCUCCGCGGGUAUGAGCAACACGCCUACGACGGCACCGACUACAUCGCCCUGAACGAGGACCUGACCUCCUGGACCGCGGCCGACAUGGCGGCUCAGAUCACAAAGCGCAAGUGGGAGGAGGCGGGUGAGGCAGAGCGUUACAGGAGCUACCUGGAGGGCCUGUGUGUGGACUCACUGCGCAUGUACCUGGACAAAGGGAAGGAGACCCUGCUGCGCGCAGACCCUCCAAAGGCACACGUGACCCACCACCCCGUCUCUGCCCGUGAGGUCACCCUGAGGUGCUGGGCGCGGGGCUUCUACCCUGCGGACAUCAGCCUGACCUGGCAGCGUGACGGGGAGGACCAGACCCAGGACAUGGAGCUGGUGGAGACCAGGCCUGCGGGGGACGGCACCUUCCAGAAGUGGGCGGCCGUGGGGGUGCCCCCUGGCGAGGAGCAGAGAUACACGUGCCAUGUGCAGCACGAGGGGCUGCCCGAGCCCCUGACCCUGAGAUGGGAGCCGCCUCCUCAGACCUUCAUCUUCAUCAUCCUGGGCAUCGCUGGGGGCCUGGUUCUGCUGGGAGCUGUGGCUGGAGCUGUGAUGUGGGGGAGGAGGCGCUCAGGUGGAAAAGGAGGGAGCUACGCUCAGGCUGCCAGCAGUGACAGCGCCCAGGGCUCUGAUGUGUCUCUCUCGGCUGUUAAAGCGUGAGGAGCUGCCCUGUGGGGACUGAGUGAUGGAAGGUGUGUCCACGCUCCCACUUCCUGACUCAGGAACCUCUGAUGGGGGGCUGGCCCCGCCCUGCUCCCCACACUUUCCUGUCAGCAGAGGAGGCUGUGCCCUCCCCUCCCUGCCUUUCCUCCCAGGUGCUCUGAGCUGCUACUUCCUGCUCCGAAUUCUAAUGAGAUUCUGGCUGUGACUCUGCUUGUUCAUUUCUUGCCAAGAAGCCUUGGGGGUUAAUUAAAGGGGAAGAUCCUAAAUUCUGCGAGAAAAUAAAUUGAAGCUCCAAGAAC